Molecule: messenger RNA, 585 nt
Organism: Strongylus vulgaris
Lineage: Eukaryota; Metazoa; Nematoda; Chromadorea; Rhabditida; Strongylidae
Source: the annotation of a GenBank genome assembly
AUGAAUCACCAAUUAUUGAUGCAGCAGCAGCAACAACAACAGCAGCAGGCGUUUUCGCUGCGGGAUCUGUGGAAUCGUCCUGCAUCGCUGUUUCCGACUAUGAACGCACCUCAGCCGCAGACGCCUUUGGAUAUGUUCGCUGGCUUGAUGAGCAGCCAUCAACAAUCACAACAGCAACAGCUUCAUCAUCAGUUGCAUCAAACUCCGAAUCACAAUCACCUGCAACAGCAUCAUCAGGCGCAUCAACAGCAGCGGCAGCAGUUCGAUCCUUACUGUGCACCACCGCCAGGCUUGACUCCUCCACCACGUCCAGCAAUGACAUCACAGUCCAUCUCGGAGUGGCAAGAAGGUUUGAAAGCGCUGCUGCCAAAUGUGAAUGUGCGUUUUGUAAGCGAUCUGGACACUGGUCACAAUGGCACCAACCUUCAUCAUCUUCACCAACAACAGCACACACAGCACACGUCAUUGGGAAGUAGAUGGCCGCCGUCAGCGUAUGGACUUGACGCCACUGGACGCACAAAUCCACAUCACAUCGUACCACACGCCGUUCCUCCUCCACCCGGUUUCUCGGUGCCAAACCGAUGA